Messenger RNA from Coccomyxa subellipsoidea C-169, 606 nucleotides. RefSeq names its product TPR protein. The coding region runs from base 1 to 606 and encodes 201 amino acids. Lineage: Eukaryota; Viridiplantae; Chlorophyta; Trebouxiophyceae; Coccomyxaceae. Gene Ontology annotation, molecular function: protein binding. The transcript is spliced from 5 exons. The record is from RefSeq and is a predicted model, not a curated record.
AUGAAUCUAAUGUACCUGGGCAGCUACAGGAAAUAUGACAGCCAUUUGAUCCCUUCAAUGAGCACUCAUCAGUGGCAGAGAUUGAAAGAAGCAGAGCUGUUGAAAAAGGAGGGCAACGAGCUCUAUGCAAUUAAUGACAUUGACGGUGCCGUCGCCAAGUAUGAGGAAGCCCUGCAGAAAGCGCCAGAAGCAAGCACAAAACAGCGUGCUGUGUACUAUGCAAAUCUGGCCGCGUGCCACUUGAAAUGCAGGCAAUUUGAGGACGCAGUUCAGGAUAGCACAGCUGCUCUGGAGCUGGAUCCUGACUAUGUGAAAGCCCUCAUGCGGCGCAGUGCUGCUUAUGAAGAGCUGGAUGACAUGGAGCAUUCCCUUGCAGAUAGCCAGAAAGUGAUAGAGCUGGAUCCUGACAACACGCUUGCCAAGAACACAGUGCUGCGGCUGACACCUGUUGUGAAGGAAAGGCAAGAAAAGAUGAAGGACGAAAUGCUAGGCAAGCUGAAAGACCUGGGAAACACAUUGUUGGGCAAGGUCGGGCUGUCGCUGGACAACUUCAAGGCCGAGAAGGACCCCAACACUGGAUCCUAUUCCAUCAACUUCAGUCAAUGA